CAGUGCUCUAGUGCGGUGCGUGAACAGAGGGCGUACCUACUCGCCGUAGUCGCUUGUUGCUCUCUUGGGGCUCCGUGCUGGGGACCUUCACUCCGGCUGCUGGAGGGUGUAUUGUAGUAGGACUUUGUAGGGUGAGCGACGUGACCCCCGCUUCCGUGACCGUCUGACCCCGACAUUGUUAUUCUACCCGGCAUCAUCGCGGUCCUGACAAACGUCGAGUCAGAGGUCUGGGUGGGACAAAAACAACCACCCCAUCCAUGGCGUCGGGCACGCUCUGCUCGACGCCGUGCGCUUCGUAGUUUUUUCUUGGAAAAGUUUUAUUUUUUUUCCGACGUCGCUAUCGGGGCUUGUGGCACGAGGCCCUUACCCGUCGUCCGCCGCCGCGCGGGCCGGCAACGGGCGUCCCCGACGUCAAGUUAUGACAUUUACUCUGCACGUGGUGCAAUUCCGAAGAUGUAAGACGGCCUUUGCCGACUUCCCCUAAGUACCGUGUGGCCUUAUUAGGGCCUUUGGAGGGCCUCAUUAGGGCCUUAUUAGGCAGUGGACAGUCUAGCCUGCUGUCCGAUCAGCCGUGUGAUCCCAGGGCAAACACCGCAAGGGAGGGCUGCGCCAGGUUAGGGCGACACGAGGGGCGCAGGGGAUUGGGGAGCGGAGCGGGGAAGGUGCGGCGGAGGGUGCGGAAUAGGUGCGGAGGGUGCGGAACAGCUGGACCGGAGGAGCCUCUCUACUCCUUCCAUGAGGACGGCGGCGUAGCCGGGCCUAGUCCAGCAUGGGCAAGAGCCCGCCCGCCCACGCGGUGCCCGCAGCGUGACGGGCACGUGUGACGGGCCGGCCACCCGUGUGACGGGGCUGUGACGGCCGCGAUGACGGUGCGGUGCGCGCGCGGGCCGGGCCCCGCCCCCGCGCCCAACAUGGCGGGCCGGAGCGGCGCGCCCGCGCAGGCCGGCGGCGGAGGCGGCGGCGGAGCGCCCGCCAAGAAGACGAGCAGCGCGGGGUCGGGGCUGACGGCACCCACCCCCGCGCGCGCCGCCCCCGGCCGGGCCGCCGCCGCCGCCCCCGAGGCGCAGGCGCCCCGGUGCCCGCUGUCCACCGGCCUCCUCGACACGAGGCUCAUCCCCUGGCCGGGCAUGCGCUUCGCCUGCGUCAGGGUGCUGGAGCUGUACUGCAAGGUGUUCAACCAGGCCGAGCUGUACGAGCUCAUCAUUAGGAAGACCUGCCAGAGCUGUAAGUGCCCCCGCGAGGCGCACGAUGUCUACCACGAGGAAUGGGUCAACGUCUGCGAGCGGCUGGGCUUCCGCACCGACCUGGACCAGGAUGGCGCCGAGCGGGCCGGCGGCCUCAAGGGCAACCCCGGCGCUCGGAGCACCAAGGAGCGCGCCCAGGCCGAGGGCUACUCGUGGGUGCCUCCGGGCCUCGCCAGCCACAAGAUCGCGGAGUACUUCAGCGCGCUUCCCGCGGACAAGGUGCCGCAGCUAGGCGGGCCGGGCGAGAAGCACCGAGACCGGCAGCUGGUGUCGCAGCUGCCCAAGCAGGACCUCGCGCUGGCCUACUGCCGGCACGUGGAAAAGCAGCACCACGCUUCCUACGAGGACUUCAUCCACGCCCGGAACGAGAUCGCCCUGGACAUCGGCUACGUGCAGGACCACGCUAGCCAGGACAUGGACUGCCCGGAGUGCGGGCGGACCGUGGCGGGGCACGAGGUGGCCGUCGUGGCGCCCAAGCUGGGCGCGGCCAUGCGCUGGCACCCGGCCUGCUUCUCGUGCUCGCAGUGCCGCGAGCUCCUCGUCGACCUCACCUACUGCGUGCACGACGACGCGCUCUUCUGCGAGCGGCACUACGCCGAGCAGCUCAAGCCGCGGUGCGCCUCCUGCGACGAGUUGAUUUUCAGCGGCGAGUACACCAAGGCCAUGUCCAAGGACUGGCACGCGGGCCACUUCUGCUGCUGGCAGUGCGACGAGUCGCUCACCGGCCAGCGCUAUGUGCUGCGCGACGAGCACCCCUACUGCAUCAAGUGCUACGAGUCCGUCUUCGCCAACACGUGCGAGGAGUGCAGCAAGACGAUCGGCAUCGACUCUAAGGAUCUGUCGUACAAGGACAAGCACUGGCACGAGGCGUGCUUCCUCUGCUCCAAGUGCCGCGUGUCCCUGGUGGACAAGCAGUUCGGCUCCAAGGCGGACCACAUCUACUGCGGCAACUGCUACGAUGCGCAGUUCGCCUCCCGCUGCGAUGGCUGCGGCGAGAUCUUCCGUGCUG
Molecule: messenger RNA, 2253 nt
Organism: Frankliniella occidentalis (western flower thrips)
Lineage: Eukaryota; Metazoa; Arthropoda; Insecta; Thysanoptera; Thripidae
Product: prickle planar cell polarity protein 3
Molecular function (GO): zinc ion binding
Source: RefSeq, a predicted model, not a curated record